UUCUGCUGAGUUCCAAUGGACGCUUGCACCCUCCCCACCCUUGCAAAAAAGCCCCACUGGCACAAGGACGCCUCAUCGCCGCAGAGGAGCUCAAGUGUCCAGAGAAAUAGACUGAACCUCGACGUGCCCUUUGGAGCCACAUCGUCUGCUUGGUGUCCUGUCAUCAUGGCCAGAAAUCUGCUGAAGAAUCCCAGUGGUGAAGAGCAGCUGGAAUUCUGGGAGCUGACGGAGAACGGUGGAAGCCAGUGGAAAGUGGAGGACAUGCCGGGAGACUGUGGCCAUGACUUCAGCAAUAUGGCCGUGAUGAAAUACUUUGCAACCUCCUUUGAGUUGUGCCUGAAGAGACAGGUGAUCGACUUAGCAGAGGAAGGUUUCACUUGCGAACAGCUGGAUGCCCAACCUGUUGUAGAGGUGGAAGACUGGUACUGUGGGAGGCAAGACUGUGGCUGCACCUAUCAAAUGAAUGUGUGUCUGCUUGAUGAAAACCAUGAGGUCUUAGAGGAGUUCAAACCUGAACCCGUUACUCUGGACCCAGAGUGUGACGACUGUUCAUGGAAACAGGUCUUGCACACAUUUUCAGAGUACGGCCCUGGUCUGCGCUUCAUCUCCUUUGAACACGGAGGGAGAGACACAAACUACUGGGAUGGGUGGUUUGGAGUGAGGGUGACCGGGAGUUCUAUUACUGUUCAGGUCUAGACAAGAAGAGAGAAAAACACUAUUGGUAUGAUGGUUUCAAUAGGACCACUUUUGCCUUAUGCACCAAGCUUACUCCUGCAAGGGAAACGUACUGUUAUUUUUUUCCCCCUUUCUCAAUACACUAUGCUAAGAACUACGCAGCAUCAUACUGGAGGAUGUUUCUAAUAUCACCUCAUUUAGCUAUGAGAGACAACAGGAUAGCUUAUUGUAACUUUGAUAGCUAUAACUGUUUAUUUAACAAUAAAAAAACAAUUUAAAAACGUGAAUACAAAAUGAACUGUUGUACAUGCUUAUUAUUAGCACUGAAUAGAUUUGCCUGACACCAGCAAUUCUCAACUGGUAGCUUGACCCGUUUUCAGUGGGCCGCCAGAAAACAAAACCAAAAAAAUGUAAUGACCCGAUGUCCAUGAAUGCGCCUCACGUUCUUGUCUGUGCUAUUCACUUGCUACACCACCAUAAGGUGCGUGCCAGGGCAGCCACGUAACCUUUGCCAACAGCCUAUUUCAAUAUCAGAGAUUUGAGACGUUUGAGUAGAAAACAUGUCUGCAAUUUGGGUCGAUGCUUGUCGUUGAGGGAUGAUGGUGGGCGUGCAGCCAAACCAGUUGAGAACCGCUGCCAUACACCAUCUAUACUGUAUUGUAUGCAGUCGUCCCUCACUAUAUCACAGUUCUUCCAAAAAUAAUAAAUGACUGCUGUUUCAUGGUUGACUUAGGCAAAAAAUAUUGAAAGACAAAUUAUAUGUAGUAUUGUGGUCACUACGCAUCAGUAACGUUAUGAGAAAUGAUGUUAGAUUACGUGACUUGUCACACUGCAUGGAGACUAGCAAAUGAGCCAACAGAGCCGGGCCGACAUGCCACGGCUGACUUCUCCUCUCAUUCCGUGUGGAUGUGGUAAGUUUUUGGCUUCUUCGUCCAUCUUCCCCACUCUGUUUGAAACGCUUUAAGUUUAGAAUAAAGUAAACUGGAAAGGCUAACUAGUUAGCUCGCUAGCGGCCGUCUGUUAUGUCCCUGCAGCCUGCGCAAUGUGAUGUAAACAAAUAACAGGUGUGUAAAAGUGACUACUGGGGUGUUAUUUCAUGUCUACAUGGCUCUAAUAAUGUUAAAACACGUAUUUAGCAAGUCAUAAACAGGUUUUCGAUGCUCUAGCUAUGAAAAUAUUCCAUUUAUUAAUAUUGAAUCCUACUUAUUGCGGCCGGGUCUGGAACCAAUUAACCGGGAUGAACAAGGGACGACUGUAUACACAUUUUGAGUAAUCACUGUUUCCAUGUCUUAUUUAAAGCUACAUGUAUUUAUGUUGGCCAGCAUUGCCACUUACCAAUCAUGACAUAAAUCCUAAUUCAGUCACACAAAAAGAACAUAUACUGUAUGCCACCAAAAGCUGUGUGAGGCCAAACGUAAACCAUUGUUUUUUUUUAACAAAUACAUUUAAUAGACGCUCUCAAUAACAAUCGAGAGAAACUGUCUUGUGCCACCAGUCCCAGUUUCGAGGCCUUUUGGACCAUUACCAGUCAUCUUGAGAUCUGGCCGAGUGUAGGGUCAGAAAAGGAAAAAAAAAAGAGUAGGUAUGGCUGAGGUGGUCCAACUGAAAUGUGAAGGCAGCGCUGGCAGCGUAAUCAUUCUCCUUGUGGCUGCAUCUGUUUACAAAAGGUCUCAAACUGCUGUUGCUCAAGCUCAGUCAUCACCUUGUUCAAAGCGUAUAUCUGUACAUGAGAAAGCGAAGACUCAACGUUUUAUAACUAGAUGCAGUGUACAUACUGUAUACUAUUGAUCAAAAUUGUAAGACCAAUUGAAAAACUGCAAGAAUUUACAUUUUGCCACUGUGGGAUCUUCAGUAGGUUCUAAAUGGAGCUUCAAAAUGAAAAAAGAAGAAAUGGGAGUGAGGCAAAAAAAUAAAUAAAUUUUGGCGAAAUGUGGAUUAAAUGUCAUUUUUGUCAGGUAUUCACGCCCUGGGCGGACCGAAGCCAAUAAGCGCCGCAAAAAAUGUAGCCUGACAGUCCUGAUGGCUUCCAACGAUACUGGCAUGACAAGGAGAUCCCACUUGAGAUGUUAUCCACACGGCGCAAUGGAGGGGCAGCCAUCAUGAUCCUUCAGUGGAACAAUGGUGCUUCGGGUUGUGCAGGGGCGUCAAACGGCAGCUGGCUAUGUGGAGAUGUUGCAGGGGGCAUCCCUCAUGACUGUAGGCCCUUGUCUGCGUGGUAAUGACUGGCUUUUUCAACAAGACAGCGCAGUAGGUCAUAAGCUCACUCUUUUGGCCCAUCCUGGGUGUUCCCCUGACCUAAAUUCAAUUGAAAACAUUUGGUGACGGAUGGCAAGGGAAGUUUACAAAAAUGGACAUCAGUUCCAGACAGUGGAUGCCCUCUGUGAAGUCAUCUUCAGCAGCAGGAGCAACAUUCCCACUGGCCUCCUGGAAACACUGGCAUUAAGCACGCCCAAACCCAUUUUCACAUUGAUUAACAACAAUGGCACAGCUAAUCCUUACU
This is a messenger RNA of Dunckerocampus dactyliophorus (ringed pipefish), 3175 nucleotides long. RefSeq names its product F-box protein 2 (gene fbxo2). Gene Ontology annotation, cellular component: cytoplasm; SCF ubiquitin ligase complex. Gene Ontology annotation, biological process: glycoprotein catabolic process; SCF-dependent proteasomal ubiquitin-dependent protein catabolic process. Gene Ontology annotation, molecular function: ubiquitin protein ligase activity. The record is from RefSeq and is a predicted model, not a curated record. The coding region runs from base 16 to 696 and encodes 226 amino acids. Lineage: Eukaryota; Metazoa; Chordata; Actinopteri; Syngnathiformes; Syngnathidae. The transcript has 6 exons.